Molecule: messenger RNA, 1596 nt
Organism: Penicillium brevicompactum
Lineage: Eukaryota; Fungi; Ascomycota; Eurotiomycetes; Eurotiales; Aspergillaceae
Product: Atg14 domain-containing protein
Exons: 2
Coding region: 1-1596 (531 amino acids)
Biological process (GO): SNARE complex assembly
Cellular component (GO): lytic vacuole; endosome
Molecular function (GO): SNARE binding
Source: RefSeq, a predicted model, not a curated record
AUGAGCUGUUCUAUAUGCUCACGUGUUUCUCAUCCUCACCUUCCAUUCCACUGUCCGACAUGCGCUCGCAACCAGCUGUAUCAACUGCGUAUCGAAAGCACCCGAGUGCUGUUAGAGAAGGAGGCUCUUGGGAAACAAAUUGAGAUCGCUGUUACUCAAGAUGGUACCCGGGGUCGAAAGUCAGCCCAACAGGAGCCACUCGAUACAGAUAAUGAUUCAUCGCCCCGAUGGGCCCUUCAGACGACAAACAGCAAUUAUGCCGAGUCUUUGGCAAGGAGGGAAUCUCUUGCGCACCAAAUUGAGUCUUUGAAAUCGGAGGCCGAGGCCAAAAAAUCCGAGAUCACGCGGCGCAAAGAAAUUCUAGCUCGCAGACGCUCGGAUGCGGAGUCCGCCAAAUAUCAACUAGGUGAGCGAGAAGCCGGGACUCUGGCAAGUGUUCAGAAUACCAGCAAGCGGGUAGAGCAUGUAUGGCACAAUCUCCACAACAAAACGGCCGAGUCUCGGAUUUACCUAUGCCGGGAGGUUGCCAAUCUCUAUGGCUUGCGGAAAGCCACCAAGAAAGGCCAAGAGCGGGAGAGCUACGUACUUGGGGGCGAUUUCGUCGUUGAUUUGAGGGAGAUGAAUGGAAUCCCACACGAGCAAAUAUCCACCUCUCUCUCAAACAUCGCUCACCUUCUCAUGAUUGUCUCACAUUACCUGUCCCUGAGGCUACCUGCCGAAAUUACUCUCCCUCACAGAAACUACCCUGUUCCCACAAUAUACACACCUUCGGCAUCUUAUCGGUCGCGUGAUGCCCAAACCAGGUUCGAUUACCAGUCCUCAUCUAGUCCAGCAACAUCAAGAACGAUGGACCCACGCCCUCACACACCACGCCCACGCCCUCUCUCCAUUGGGAAACCAUUACCCAAACUCGCCAAGGAUGACUUUGCGACAUACACCCUCUUCCUGGAGGGGGCUACACUGUUAGCAUGGAACGUUGCAUGGUUAUGUCGCACUCAGGGGAUUAGCAUCUCCUCUGACUCUUGGGAGGAAGUUUGUGACAUUGGCAAAAACCUGUGGCAACUACUGGUAGCUCCGCCCGCUCACCCCUCAACCUUGAUGCGAGCCUUUGCUGGCCGAGACACGCAAACACAGUUGAAGCCUGGCAAAGACUCACCCAGAACCACCAUUCAACGGACCACCUCCUUUGCCAUGCUAGGCCACUAUUCUCAUGGGACCGCACAUUCUUUCCUGGGGGCAUCAGAAGGCGUGGACUUCAUGCGAAUGUGGAAGCUCCCAACGCCGACCAAGAUAGCGGACAAGCUAAAGUCGAAUCUUCUCGGUGAAAUGGCCAGUGCGGAAUGGGAGCUGCUUGAAGAGAAAGAAUGGGGCGAUGCAGUUGCGGAAUCCCAUCAAGCUGUUGCGCAUCCCCCCAAGUCUAUUGUACCAGGCUCUCAGGCUGGGUCUCAGGCCAAUACAGCAGAGAGCGUCACUAGUGGCAGGACUCCAAGUUCAAAAACAAGGAUCGAUUCUGUCAAAGAUCCAGGUGGGGAGGGUUCAGAUGCCCGUCCCAAAGGCAAAGGCACCAAAGGUUGGACCAAAGUGGGCACCAGAUAG